GAGACACUUCAUGUUGAUCUUCACCUCUGACUGUUGUUACAGAUUCAUUUCAUACUGUAAAAGCCGUCAGCAAUGGAAAGACUGAUACAUGUGCUGCUGUUCUCAGUGCUCUGUCUGUUCAUUCAGAGCAUCUCAUGUGAAUAUGUUCUGAUACGGGAGAAGAUGACUUGGAAUGAGGCACAGGUUUACUGCAGACAGCAUCACAUUGAUCUGGUCACCGUUCAAAACACUGAAGACUGGACGAAUGUACAGAGAGAAGUUCAACCAGCAUUGACUUCAGACAUCUGGAUUGGACUCUUCAAUAACAUUUCAAGCUGGCAGUGGUCAUAUCAAAAUGAAUACAUUUCAUUCUCCAGAUGGUCUGGAACUGAACCAAACAACGCUUAUGGAAAGGAGGAAUGUGGCGCUUUAUGGUCUGAUGGUGGAUGGGAUGAUAGAGACUGCUCUGCUGAAUUUCCCGUAUUUUGCUACAAAGAGAAUGAAACAGAAGCUGACAGGUUUGUUUUUGUUAAUAUCCCAAUGAGCUGGCAUGAAGCUCUGAGUUACUGCAGACAACAUUACACAGAUCUGGCCGUCAUUCACAAUAAAACUGAGGAUCAAGUCCUGCUGCACCAGAUGUCAAUGCUAGGCAUUAGUUAUUCAUGGAUUGGUCUGUUCAGAGACUCAUGGAAGUGGUCAGAUGAUAUAAAUGUUGUGGACGUGUCCUCCAUUAACUGGAUGACUGGACAACCUGACUUGACGGGCGUGAACCAACCUUGUGAGACCAAGAAACAGAUUGUGAGAUUUGAGCUGAAAUCUGGUCAGAAUGUCAAUGAUCCUGCAGUGAUGAAGACCAUCUUACAGUCGGUGUGUAGACUGUAG
Molecule: messenger RNA, 861 nt
Organism: Triplophysa dalaica
Lineage: Eukaryota; Metazoa; Chordata; Actinopteri; Cypriniformes; Nemacheilidae
Product: putative C-type lectin domain family 20 member A
Exons: 6
Coding region: 73-861 (262 amino acids)
Source: RefSeq, a predicted model, not a curated record